Molecule: messenger RNA, 1646 nt
Organism: Tachyglossus aculeatus (Australian echidna)
Lineage: Eukaryota; Metazoa; Chordata; Mammalia; Monotremata; Tachyglossidae
Gene: MOCS3
Product: molybdenum cofactor synthesis 3
Exons: 1
Coding region: 14-1396 (460 amino acids)
Biological process (GO): protein urmylation; tRNA wobble position uridine thiolation
Cellular component (GO): cytoplasm; cytosol
Molecular function (GO): thiosulfate-cyanide sulfurtransferase activity; adenylyltransferase activity; URM1 activating enzyme activity
Source: RefSeq, a predicted model, not a curated record
CAGUUCCGGCGUCAUGGCGGCGGCGGGGGAGGACGUGUCGGCGCUGAGGGCCGAGGUGGAGCGGCGCGAGGACGAGCUGGGCCAGCUGAGGCGGCGGCUGGAGGAGGCGGAGCGGAUGGCGGCGCCGGCGGCGACGGACGAGGAGCCGCUGCCGGCCCGGACCGCCCUGACGGCCGAGGAGAUCGAGCGGUACAGCCGGCAGCUGGUGCUGCCGGAGCUGGGCGUGCGCGGGCAGCUGCGGCUGUGCGGCUCGUCGGUGCUGGUGGUGGGCUGCGGGGGGCUGGGCUGCCCGCUGGCCCAGUACCUGGCGGCGGCCGGCGUGGGCCGGCUGGGCCUGCUGGACCCCGACACGGUGGAGCCGAGCAACCUGCAGCGCCAGGUGCUGCACGGCGAGGCGGCGGCGCGGGCGGGCCGGCCCAAGGCGCACUCGGCCGCCGCCGCCCUGCGCCGCCUCAACUCGGCCGUGCAGGUGGUGGCCCACGCCGGGGCCCUGCGGCCGGCCAACGCCGCCGCCCUGGUCGGCCGCUACGACGUGGUGGCCGACUGCUCCGACAACGCGCCCACGCGCUACCUGGUGAGCGACGCCUGCGUGCUGGCCGGCCGGCCGCUCGUCUCGGCCAGCGCCCUGCGGCUGGAGGGCCAGCUGGCCGUCUUCCACCACGGCGGCGGGCCGUGCUACCGCUGCGCCUUCCCGCGCCCGCCGCCGGCCCGCGCCGUCACCAGCUGCGCCGACGGCGGCGUGCUGGGCGUCGUGCCCGGCGUGCUGGGCUGCCUGCAGGCCCUGGAGGUGCUGAAGCUGGCCGCCGGCUUGCCGCCCUCCUACAGCGGCCGCCUGCUCCUCUUCGACGCCCUGGCCGACGGCCACGCCGGCCGCCCCUUCCGCUGCGUGCGCCUGCGGGGCCGCCGCCCCGACUGCCCGGCCUGCGGCGAGCGGCCCCGCCUCAGCCUCGACGCCCUGCCCGACUACGAGGCCUUCUGCGGGGGCGGCCGCUGCCCGGCCCCCCGCCCGCUGCCCGCCGAGCUCCGCGUCUCCCCCGAGCGCUACCGCGGCCUGCUGGACCGCCGCCACCCCCACCUGCUGCUGGACGUGCGGCCGCCCGUCGAGGUGGACAUCUGCCGCCUGCCCCACGCCCUGCCCGUCCCGCUGGCCCGGCUGGAGCGCGGGGACGAGGACGCCCUGCGCGCCCUGGCCGAGGCCGUGGCCCGGGGCCGGGCCCGCCUGCCCCCCGGGGCCCCCUUCCCCGUCUUCGUCGUCUGCAAGCGGGGCAACGACUCCCAGAAGGCCGUCGAGAUCCUGCGCCGCUCGCCCGCCCUCCAGCCCCUCGACGCCAAGGACAUCGUCGGCGGGCUCAUGGCCUGGGCCGCCUCCGUCGACCCCACCUUCCCCCGCUACUGACGGACGGCGGACGUGCUCCGGGCCCGCCGCGGGACCCUCCCCCGGGUGGGCGGCGGCGGCGGACCCGGGCCAACGGCGCGGUCGUCCUCCCGGGACGCUCGCCGCUCUUCCCCACCUUCUUCCUCGGCGCAUUUCGCGUCCUUUCGUUCCACUCGCCUAGUCCAGGCUUAAUAACGGUGGCCUGUAUUAAGCGCUUACCGCGUGCGAAGCCCUGUUCUAAGCGCUGGGGAGGUUACGAGGUGAUGGGGUU